AUGUCUUCCGCGGAAGGCAUUGAGAUGCAGCCGACCGGCAAGGACGCAACCAAGAUCAAUACGGCCGAGUCGAAGCAUGGAUCCGAUGUGAACAUGUACUUCGCCCUGUAUAACGGAGGCCCACAGACAUUCAUCUUCAGCUUCAUCAUUGUUUUCUUCGGCUCCAUUUCCCAAGCGGCCUCACUCGGUGAAAUGGCCUCUAUCCAGCCGGUUGCCGGGGCCCAAUACCACUGGACAUAUCAUCUGGCGCCGGCGAAAGUGAAGAGGUUUGCAGCUUGGAUCCAAGGAUGGUCAACGUGGUUUGGCUACGUCUCACUACUAGCCGGGAUUGCAAACGUCACUAUAAUACUGCUGGAAUCUAUGAUCGAACUCAAUCACGAGAACUACGUUCCCGGCGGCUGGCACACAUCAGUGCUCGUCAUUGCCAUGUGCGUCAUGCAGGGGCUGAUGAACACGUACUGCUUCAAGGUCAUCCCCUGGGUCGAGCUUGUCGCCGGCGUUCUCCAAGUCUGUCUCUUUGUUGUUUUUGUCGUUGUCUUGUCGGUCAUGGGAACCCGACAUGACAGCAGCUUUUUCCUCGAAACCAAUUUCGCGUCGGGUUGGACGGACAAUUACGUUGCAUGGAACCUGGGGAUGUUAACCUGCGUAUGGAGUUUCACUGGAUUUGACAGUGCAAUCCACAUGAGUGAGGAAACUCGCAAGGCUAAAUCAGCUGUUCCUCGCGCCAUGUUCUGGUCCAUUUUCAUGAACGGUUGCUUGGGCUUCAUCAUGGUCUGUGUCAUCUUGGUCUCCAUGGGUUCUAUGGAUGAUGCCCUCAACGCCUCCUCCCCUGUCCUUGCCAUUCUCCUGGCCAUCACUGGAUCAAAAGGUGCUACGACGGCAAUGAUAACAGGUCUUUUCGUCGUAUCUUUCAGCGUCAACCUCGCCAACAUUGCCUCGGUCUCUCGUCUUACAUGGGCUUGGUCAAGAGACGGCGGAAUGCCGGCAUACCUCGCGUAUGUCAACCCGAGGCACUGCGUCCCUAUUCGAGCCAUCAUUGUCACCGUUUUCAUUGUCUGCGCUCUAUGUCUCCUUAAUAUUGGCAGCUCAAGCUAUGUCGCAUUUGGAGCAAUCACCUCGUUGUCAUCCAUGGCUCUCUACAUUAGUUAUGCCAUCGCAAUCAGCAGCAUGCUCUACGCUCGCAUGUCUAACGCUGGAGGCGUGGAACUUGGAGAAUGGAAUCUUGGCCCAUUCGGUUUGUACAUCAAUGUUUUUGCAUUGAUUUAUACCCUCUGUGUGAUAGUGUUUCUGCCGUUCCCUUCAACCAUUCCGGUCACAGCUGAAAACAUGAACUACUGUGGUCCAGUCAUGGUAUUUGUGUUAGUUCUAGCAGUUACUCUUUGGUUUGUGCGCGGUAGGAAGGCGUGGAGUGGCCCCAACCUCACGAUUCUAGACUUAGUUAUAGGGAAUUCAUAG
Molecule: messenger RNA, 1455 nt
Organism: Colletotrichum aenigma
Lineage: Eukaryota; Fungi; Ascomycota; Sordariomycetes; Glomerellales; Glomerellaceae
Gene: HNM1-9
Product: Choline transport protein
Exons: 3
Coding region: 1-1455 (484 amino acids)
Biological process (GO): transmembrane transport
Cellular component (GO): membrane
Molecular function (GO): transmembrane transporter activity
Source: RefSeq, a predicted model, not a curated record